Molecule: messenger RNA, 1546 nt
Organism: Rubroshorea leprosula
Lineage: Eukaryota; Viridiplantae; Streptophyta; Magnoliopsida; Malvales; Dipterocarpaceae
Source: the annotation of a GenBank genome assembly
GUAGCGCACACGCAGCUUCCCUUUGCUUUGCUUUCUUCCUUGCGCUGCAUCCCCUUUCGAUCAUGUCACCGGCCAAACCAAAUUCCGCACACAUGAAUGAAUGAAAUAUGCCCACACCAACAACCUCCUCCGCCUCCUCCUAGUCUGCGCCAUCCUUGCCUCCUGGGCUCCCGUCGCGCAUCUUCCUCCCCUGUGCCUACCUUCCCGGGCCAACAUCUGUGUUGAGAUCGACAUCGAUAGUCCCAAUACCGUCGAGAUCUCGGGUUUUAAUCGGCGAGGAGUCAUGUCUAAGUCUCGGGUUUAUGCCGAUGUCAACCUUGUUCGCCCCAAGGAGUACUGGGAUUACGAGUCGCUCACUGUUCAAUGGGGUGACCAAGAUGAUUAUGAAGUCGUUCGAAAAGUUGGACGGGGAAAAUACAGUGAAGUUUUUGAAGGAAUAAAUGUCAAUACCAAUGAACGGUGCAUAAUCAAGAUCCUCAAGCCUGUCAAGAAAAAGAAGAUAAAGAGAGAGAUAAAGAUACUUCAGAAUCUUUGUGGUGGUCCAAAUAUCGUCAAGCUUCUUGAUAUUGUUAGAGAUCAGCACUCAAAAACACCUAGCUUGAUAUUUGAGUAUGUGAACAGUACAGACUUCAAGAUUUUGUACCCCACAUUGACUGACUAUGACAUACGCUACUACAUAUAUGAGCUCCUGAAGGCAUUAGAUUACUGCCAUUCACAAGGGAUAAUGCACAGAGAUGUCAAACCUCACAAUGUUAUGAUAGACCAUGAGCUGCGAAAGCUUCGCUUGAUAGACUGGGGCCUUGCUGAGUUCUACCAUCCUGCAAAAGAAUAUAAUGUUCGUGUAGCUUCUAGGUACUUUAAGGGACCUGAGCUUCUAGUUGAUUUACAGGACUAUGAUUAUUCUUUGGAUAUGUGGAGCCUUGGUUGCAUGUUUGCUGGAAUGAUAUUCCGCAAGGAACCUUUCUUUUAUGGUCACGACAACCAUGAUCAGCUUGUGAAAAUUGCCAAGGUACUAGGAACUGAUGAAUUAAAUGCAUAUAUGAAUAAGUAUCAAUUGGAGCUUGAUCCUCAACUUGAUGCACUUGUUGGGAGGCACAGCCGAAAACCAUGGUCUAAGUUCAUUAAUUCAGAUAAUCAGCAUCUAGUUUCUCCAGAGGCCAUUGAUUUUCUUGAUAAACUUCUUCGGUAUGAUCAUCAGGACAGGCUAACUGCCAAAGAAGCCAUGGCUCAUCCAUAUUUCUCGCAAGUGAGGGCUGCAGAAAAUAGCAGGAUGCGGACACAGUAGAGCAUGCUGCAUGUCUUUCAUUUGUAAAUCAGUACAUUUGGCUUGGGAUAUAUAUUGUGCUUGCAAUUACAUACUCUGAAACACAUUGUGCCUGACUUCGGUAGUUGGGUAGCAUUAAGCUUUGUGUAUGGAUAUCUUACUAUCAUCAUUAGCAUAUGAGCAACUUGUUUGCGAUGACAGGACGUUCUGUACUUCGUUGCUAUGACUUGCGUUGAGACGUUUAGCAGCAUCCAGUACCCAAAAUAAUGCAAAUAGCUUUUU